Olea europaea var. sylvestris is the source of this 2802-nucleotide messenger RNA. Its product is annotated as probable 1-deoxy-D-xylulose-5-phosphate synthase, chloroplastic. The transcript is spliced from 10 exons. Gene Ontology annotation, molecular function: 1-deoxy-D-xylulose-5-phosphate synthase activity. NCBI's taxonomy places the organism in Eukaryota, Viridiplantae, Streptophyta, Magnoliopsida, Lamiales, Oleaceae. Gene Ontology annotation, cellular component: chloroplast. Gene Ontology annotation, biological process: chlorophyll biosynthetic process; terpenoid biosynthetic process. The record is from RefSeq and is a predicted model, not a curated record. The coding region runs from base 413 to 2641 and encodes 742 amino acids.
AUCAUGCCUCCAACAUUGCCAUUCUCUUACACUGAUUCAAGCCAGACUAUAAAUAUUCAAGCAAAAAGCAUUAAUCUUUGUACGCCAAAUGCUCUAACCAGUGAAGGGAAAGAACAUCAGCCCACCAAAUAUUUGGCCCUCUUAAGAAAUCUUGAAUUUUCAUUUUUCACAAUUCGAAGUCUUGUUUUCUGUCAAUUUCACAUAGACAUACACUUACUUUGUCUGCCAACUGCUCGUUGGAGUUCAAGCCUGACGCCAAAGCCUCAACAAAAUCCAAGAACCCCUUUUUUUAUAUGGAAGCAUUGUAAAUUUGGGAUCUUUUUGUGAGGAAGUUGUAAUCUUGAUUUGGCCUUUUGAAGUUUAGUUACUUGCUAGUCGUUGUUAUUAUCAUAAAUAAAGAAAUAUUAGUUUGAUGGCUCUCUGUACAUUUGCAUUUCCUGGGAAUUUGAGCAAGGCAGCGGGUGCAGAACCUCAAAGGCACACAACUUUAUGCUCUCAGUGGCUCCAUGGAACGGAUCUGCAGAGUAAAUUUUAUUUCAAGAAUCAGCAGUUUAGGUUUGGAACAAUUAACUUGAAACAGUUUUCUUGUAAUAUUUUGGUAUUGAAGAUGAGGAAGAGGGCAGCAGGGGUUUGUGCAUCCUUAUCGGAGAGAGGGGAGUAUCAUUCACAGAGGCCUCCGACUCCUCUUUUGGACACUGUCAACUAUCCUAUUCAUAUGAAAAAUCUCUCUACUAAGGAACUGAAACAACUUGCAGAUGAAUUGCGGUCUGAUGUUAUAUUCAAUGUUUCAAAGACUGGGGGUCAUCUUGGUUCAAGCCUCGGUGUUAUUGAGCUCACUGUGGCUCUUCAUUAUGUAUUCAACGCUCCUCGAGAUAGAAUACUUUGGGAUGUUGGGCACCAGUCAUAUCCACAUAAAAUUUUGACUGGAAGAAGAGACAAGAUGCAUACAUUGAGACAGACAAAUGGUCUGGCAGGUUUUACUAAGCGCUCGGAGAGUGAUUAUGAUUGCUUUGGUACCGGCCACAGUUCGACAACUAUCUCAGCAGGACUAGGAAUGGCUGUGGGAAGGGAUCUAAAAGGAAGAAACAACAAUGUAGUUGCUGUAAUAGGUGAUGGUGCUAUGACAGCAGGUCAGGCUUAUGAAGCAAUGAACAAUGCUGGAUACCUUGACUCUGACAUGAUUGUUAUUCUUAAUGACAACAAACAAGUCUCGUUACCCACUGCUAAUCUAGAUGGCCCUAUUCCUCCCGUUGGAGCUUUAAGUAGUGCGCUGAGCAGGUUGCAGUCCAACAGGCCACUUAGAGAAUUAAGAGAAGUUGCCAAGGGAGUCACUAAACAAAUAGGUGGGCCCAUGCAUGAGCUUGCAGCGAAAGUUGAUGAAUAUGCUCGUGGGUUGAUCAGUGGUUCUGGAUCUACGCUAUUUGAAGAGCUGGGACUCUACUACAUUGGUCCUGUUGAUGGCCAUAGUAUUGAUGAUCUAAUUGCUAUUCUUAAAGAAGUUAAGAGUACUAAAACAACUGGUCCUGUGUUAAUCCACGUAGUCACGGAGAAAGGCAGAGGCUAUCCGUAUGCCGAGAAAGCUGCAGACAAGUACCACGGUGUGGCUAAGUUUGAUCCGGCAACUGGAAAACAAUUUAAAUCCAGUGCCCCUACUCAGUCAUAUACAACCUACUUUGCAGAGGCUUUGAUAGCAGAAGCAGAAGCGGACAAGGAUAUUGUUGCAAUCCACGCAGCAAUGGGAGGUGGGACAGGUUUAAACCUUUUCUUGCGUCGCUUCCCAGCGAGGUGUUUUGAUGUCGGGAUAGCCGAACAGCAUGCUGUAACUUUUGCUGCAGGCUUGGCCUGCGAAGGCAUUAAACCUUUUUGUGCAAUCUACUCGUCCUUCAUACAAAGGGCUUAUGACCAGGUAGUGCAUGAUGUGGACUUGCAGAAGCUACCAGUGAGGUUUGCCAUGGAUAGAGCUGGCUUAGUUGGAGCAGACGGUCCUACUCAUUGUGGGGCAUUUGAUGUUACUUUUAUGGCAUGCCUUCCUAACAUGAUAGUGAUGGCUCCUUCUGAUGAGGCUGAGCUAUUUCACAUGGUUGCAACUGCGGCCGCUAUUGAUGAUAGACCAAGCUGUUUCCGCUAUCCAAGAGGAAACGGUGUGGGCGUGGAGCUACCCCUGGGGAACAAAGGCAUUCCUCUUGAGGUUGGAAAGGGCCGGAUAUUGAUUGAAGGAGAGAGAGUGGCUCUUUUGGGGUAUGGAUCAGCCGUUCAAAGCUGUUUGGCUGCUGCUGCCUUAGUAGAAUCCCGUGGUUUACAGUUAACUGUUGCAGAUGCACGCUUCUGCAAGCCACUAGAUCACUCUCUUAUACGCAGCUUGGCAAAAUCACACGAGAUCUUGAUCACUGUGGAGGAAGGGUCAAUUGGAGGUUUUGGAUCUCACGUAGCUCAGUUCAUGGCCCUGGAUGGGCUUCUUGAUGGCAAUUUGAAGUGGAGGCCGGUGGUUCUUGCAGAUCGGUACAUUGAUCAUGGAUCCCCAGCUGACCAACUGAUGGAAGCGGGGCUGACACCAUCUCAUAUCGCAGCAACAGUUUUCAAUAUAAUUGGGAAAGCUCGAGAGGCUUUGGAGAUUAUGUCUGAAAGUGUAAGAAGUUUAUAAAUUGAGUACAUAAUUGUUUCGACUCUUAAAGAUAGUCUUAGGAUGGACUCUGGCUCUUUUGUAAUCACGUUGUAAUUCAACUAACUGAAAAAGCUGAGAAAUCUUGAUGACAUAUAUAGAAAAUAUAAAGGAUUAUAUUUCCUGUGCCUUUGUAUGAUUCA